Tricharina praecox is the source of this 1878-nucleotide messenger RNA. RefSeq lists its product as uncharacterized. NCBI's taxonomy places the organism in Eukaryota, Fungi, Ascomycota, Pezizomycetes, Pezizales, Pyronemataceae. The transcript is spliced from 5 exons. The record is from RefSeq and is a predicted model, not a curated record. The coding region runs from base 206 to 1468 and encodes 420 amino acids.
AACCUGUAGUACUUAUACCAGGUACCUGGGGCCCAUGCCCCGUCCCACAUGUGUUGCCGACAUUUACGGCUUACAUGCAGCACAUACAUACAUGACGACUUCAACUCUUCGGAAAUCAACCUCGCCUACCAAUGCUGCUACUUGUAUAGUACUACCUCGAUUACUCUACCGGCAUCACACUCGAUAACGUCGGGUUCGAACACACAUGGGCGUCCUGCCUCGGGCGGGAGACGGAGGUAGUGGGGAGGACUGGAAGCCGGCGAAUGCCCUCGCAGCGGCUAUUGCGAUAGCGAAAGGUCGGGCCGCCGGACUCAACGCGUAUCCGAAGCAGGGCUUCAUACCGCCCAAUUUUGUCAAGGGCUAUGUGGCAGAAUCUCGAGGGGAUCAGAUCGUGGUGCUUUGUUUCGUCACCAUGAGUUUGUGCUUUGUGGUGGCUUGCACGAGAGUCGUCACACGGAGGAUCGUGACUGGACGGCUUCACAUGGACGACUGGAUGAUUAUUCCUGCUACGAUUUUUGCGGGGAUUCUCUCGGCACUGAGUAUCUACUCCGUGUGGUAUGGCGCUCUAGGACAGCACCGGUGGGAUAUCAAGUCGAUCGACCAGGCUGCGAUGAGUGUCAGGUUAACGGUCCCACCUCUUCUUUGCUAUAUGAUCUCGGUUUUCUUUACCAAACUCUCGGUGUUGUGCUUCGUCCGGCGACUAGCUGGCAUCUCGUGUUCUGUCGGCCUCAAACGGGUGCUCAACGCCUUCAUCGUUUUCCAUAUAGCUUUCACAAUUGCCCUAAGCUUCGUCACAGUCUUCCAGUGUCUUCCCCUCAGGGUUAACUUUGACCUCAUGUGGCGUUUUCACCCCGAUGCUCGUUGUAAAAACUACUUUAGUUACUACUACAUAGCGGGAUCGAUUCAUGCCGCCUCCGAUUUAGCCGUCAUGGCGUUGCCGAUAUACAUGGUGAUGGGACUACGGAUGGGCUGGCAGCAAAAGGCGGCAACGAUCUUCAUGUUCAUUAUCGGGGGGCUGGCAUGCAUCUUCUCAAUAAUCCGGAUGACAUAUGCACCCAUAUUUGCGUACUCAUACGAUCUCUCCUGGGACUCCUUCUACGCCGUAAUCUACGGCCAGCUUGAAGCCACCUUGGCGAUCAUUGCGUGCUCACUACCCGCACUACGCACCUUCUUUGGCCGCGUCCUCCCCGACCUCCUCCUGGCACCCCGAGACGACUCCGGCAAUCACUCGCGACUAACUAAACUGCGGCGUUGGGCGCGACAUCAACCUCCGCUGCCGGUGACGACGGCAACUACCAACUCCUACGCCUCGGAUUGCAAUUACAAUAGUGCCGCGGAACUGGUUGAGAUGGAGGAGCCGGAGAAGGGGCAGGCGACGGUGGAGAUCGCGCGCGAGAUGAGAGCAAAGGAUUCGGUGCUUUGCGCGGUGCGUCCGGGUCAGUCCGUGCACUUGCGGAUUGAUCGGUGAAGACCUGGGGUGGACAGGUAUGAUACAUGUGACAUGUCUGGGUCCGCUUCUUUUUUGGGGGAUUCUUCGGGCGGCGCGGCCGGCCCGGCCCAGUUUUAUGUUUUCAUGAUUUUGGAUAGGCGUUGUGGAGUACCGGUACGUAUCGGACGAGACAUUUCCGUCGGUUCAUGGGUUCUUCAAGUUGUUUGGGCGUCUAUUUCGCAUGGCUUCGUCGGAGGAGUGCGAAUUCGAAAUACGAUCAUGAAUAAUGAAAUGAAACCUGGUUCUUCUGCUCAAGGGCAGAGUGAGAGGCGCGCGUGCAGCAGCAACACACAUUGCCGUAAGGCUUUCUUCAGAGGAGGUCCGCGAGGCAUUCAGCAUUGAGGGCGGAGCGGGGCUGGAAAGAGGGCGGGGCGAAAUGGCAGGCGGAG